AUGCAGGCUCUCCGGACUAGAGCAGCUUGCGCAGCCAGGCGCGCGCGGCCUACCACCACCACAACCACCGCCGCACCGCGAGCCUCGCGAUCCUACGCCUCCGGCCACGAUAGCCAUCACCAUCACGCACCCGAGGUAGCAGAGGGAUUAGGAACAUCAUUCUACGUCUUCGCCGCCGCCGUCCCCGCCAGCUACGUCGCCUACUCGAUCUCGCGGCCGGGCCCCGACGGCGAGGAGUCCAGCUUCUCCUCGUGGCUGCGGUCCUUCGACUACUUCAACGACUGGGAGCUGCGCAACACCCUGCGCACCAACAUCAUCGAGCAGGCCGCCCACGACAAGCACUUGCUCAUGAACGCGGGCAAGAGCACGCACGUCGAGCUUAAGACGCCCGAACUCCUCUACUCCGGCUGCCCCUGGAACGUCCCAGCAGGCCACUACCCGAACCUCGACCACGUCACCGCGCACUACCACAAUCAAGCCGCCGUCGAAGAGGAGCGCAAAGUCAAGGCCCUACUAGCCAAGGCCAAGGCGCAAGAGCAGGAGCAGAAGCAGGAGACUUCGUAA
Daldinia childiae is the source of this 564-nucleotide messenger RNA. Its product is annotated as NADH-ubiquinone oxidoreductase 17.8 kDa subunit, mitochondrial. NCBI's taxonomy places the organism in Eukaryota, Fungi, Ascomycota, Sordariomycetes, Xylariales, Hypoxylaceae. The coding region runs from base 1 to 564 and encodes 187 amino acids. The record is from RefSeq and is a predicted model, not a curated record. Gene Ontology annotation, cellular component: mitochondrion. The transcript has 3 exons.